Molecule: messenger RNA, 405 nt
Organism: Apodemus sylvaticus (European woodmouse)
Lineage: Eukaryota; Metazoa; Chordata; Mammalia; Rodentia; Muridae
Product: U1 small nuclear ribonucleoprotein C-like
Exons: 1
Coding region: 1-405 (134 amino acids)
Biological process (GO): mRNA 5'-splice site recognition; mRNA splicing, via spliceosome; spliceosomal snRNP assembly
Cellular component (GO): U1 snRNP; nucleus
Molecular function (GO): pre-mRNA 5'-splice site binding; zinc ion binding
Source: RefSeq, a predicted model, not a curated record
AUGCCUAAGUUUUAUUGUGACCACUGUGAUACUUAUCUUGCUCAUGAUUCUCCAUCUGUGAGGAAGACACACUGCAGUGGUCAGAAACACAAAGAGAAUGUGGAAGACUAUUACCAGAAAUGGAUGGAAGAAAAGGCCCAGAGCCUUAUUGGCAAAACAAUGGUUGCAUCUAAACAAAGUAAGAUCCCUUCAGCUCCAUUCUCUUCUCCUCUGCCUGCAGGGGCCAUGAUCCCACCUUCCCCCAGUCUCCUGGGUCCUCCUUGGCCUGGCAUGAUGCCUGUGCUCCCCAUGGGAGGCCCUCCCGUGAUGCCAAUGAUGGACCCUCCUCCUCCUGGGAUGAUGCCUCUGGGACCAGCUCCUGGGAUGAGACCGCCCAUGGGAGACCACCUGCCCAUGAUGCCCUGA